AUGAUGUAUUAUUCGUAUAAUAGCGAUUACGGUUCUGUUGGGCUUCCAACUGAUCACAAUUUGAAAAGGAUAUCUAAAAAUGCGUCAGCUAUCUCAGAAUUUAAAUAUGUACGGCCAGUGGCCAGAGUGAAGAAAGGGAAUAAAUGGAUCGUUGUGACAAGUAUAAGCUAUCCGACUGAAGAUGUCAAAAGACUCGCAUCUAUUGAAGACUGGAAUUUAGUAGUUGUUGCGGAUACCAAGACACCGGUUGAUUGGAAGUUGGAUGACGUUCAUUUUUUAUCCGUUUUAUAUCAGAAAACAUUACCAUUUUCGUUGUCUUAUUCACUUCCUUACAAGUCUUAUACAAGGAAAAACAUAGGAUAUUUGUAUGCGAUUGCUCAAGGAGCCGAGUGGAUUUACGAUACAGACGAUGACAAUAAACCUUAUGAUAAACGAGGACUGGACCAAUUUGAUUACGAUGAAAUCAUAUCGGGAGUACGGUUUCAAGUGAAAAAUUCCGAAGCUGGAGUACUGGAACGUCUGUUCAAUCCAUAUCGUUUCUACGGAAUAGAUCAGAUGUGGCCAAGAGGGUUUCCAUUAGAGCACAUAGAAAAACAUUCGAAUGGAAAAGAACAGCAGGCACUGUGCUAUAAAAUGAAGAGAUCAUCCGUACAGCAGGGAUUAGUUCAUCAUGAUCCAGAUGUUGAUGCUGUUUAUAGACUUCUGCAUGCAGAUUCAAAAAGUGGAUUAGAUAUUAAGCUUAACACAUUUACACCUCCCAUCACAUUAUCAGUUGGAACCUACUCUCCAUGGAAUUCCCAAAAUACUUUGUUUCAUAAAUCAGCAUUUCACACACUAUUUCUUCCGACAACUGUUUCUUUCAGAAAUGCCCAUGAUUAUUUGAAAGACUUCAAAGAUGAAAAACAAGUAUACGAAGAUUCGGGAAAAAUGAUUGAGUUUUUGAGCAAUUGGAAAUGUUCGAACGGAAAUAGUUUGGAAGGGUGCAUCAAUGACUUGUUGAAAGAUUUAGUCACGAAUAAUCUUUGGGGUAAAGAAGAUUUCAAACUGAUGUCAUUUUUCUUGAAUGAUCUGAAAUAUAUGGGAUUCGAGUUCCCCGAACUAAUCGGAGAAAACUAUCAAGAUCCAUAUACUGCAUCUAAUAAUGAAGAGGAUAGAAAUGUGAAUUGCAGACGAAUGAAUUUAGAGUUUGAUCUAGUGGAUCCGCGAGAAUAUCAACACCAGAAUGUAUAUAAAGCGGAACAAAAAUUGAACUACUUUGGAGAUUUGGUUGAAUGGUGUAAUGAAGCAGGAUAUCAGAAUUUAUCGAAACAAUUUCCAUCUGCCAAUCAACUUGCCAAGAAGCAUGACGAGUCGUAUGUUUUGCAAAAGGACAAAGAUAGUGUACUGAUUGUUGUGAACAACUAUCCAUGGAAGUACGGACAUGGAAUAAUUCAACGACUCUAUCAACCCUACUUUGCAUCUGUUGUAUUCUGUGGUCCCUGGUAUCCUGAUUUAAUAAUUGAGCAAGAUAAUUUCACUUCAACCAUCAAUCCAAUCAACUACAUCCACAUAAAUCCAGUUGAACUCAGAAGAGGAUACUAUGGAUAUCACUGUGUUUCUCUUGUUAAAGAAAUGAGAUUCAACAACGUGAGAGGAUACUUUGUAAUGUCUGAUGACGCCAUUUUCAAUCUUUGGCAACGAAUUGAUUAUUCGAGAGUUCAUCAUUUGGUUGGUGUCCAUCACGAAAAAGACCCUCUAUGGUGGUUUGUUGAUGACUACGGAAUUGUUGCAGCAAGAAAAAUUGUGGAAUCAAUAAAAACAAACACUGACCCAAAAGUUUCGGAGACAUGGAAGAGGUUUUCGGAUGGACUUAAAGCCAAUGGAUAUGUCAGAAAAGGAUGGUCUGUCAAUCAGGAAAUGACAUCGGGAAGUGGAAGAAGUCAAUCAGAUUUUUUCUAUCUUCCGAGUUCUGAAAUUGAUUAUUUUGCAAGUCUGAUGAGAAUAUUUUACCAACACAACUUUUUCUUGGAGUUAGCAAUUAACAAGUUCUUGAAAUCAGUUCGUCAUCAAACAUCGCUCAUUCGUUCUUCCAGUUAUAUCUGGCUUGAAGAACGUGAUCACUGGGCAGAAGUCUACGAUAAAAACAUGGUUGGUUUUCAUGCAGUAAAACUGAGCGAUUUCCAAAAACCGGGUGAAAAAAGAAAAAAGUAUUGUGAGGCAUUUCUUCAAAAUUGGUCCGAUAUCAUCUUCGGAGAAUCUCAAAAUUUCACGGUGAAGGCGGAUGACGAUGCGGAUUACAGAAAUGGUUAA
Molecule: messenger RNA, 2289 nt
Organism: Caenorhabditis remanei
Lineage: Eukaryota; Metazoa; Nematoda; Chromadorea; Rhabditida; Rhabditidae
Exons: 14
Coding region: 1-2289 (762 amino acids)
Source: RefSeq, a predicted model, not a curated record